UAUUUAUGUUAUCCAUUUUCCACAGAUUUCUAGAAAUAAUUUUGUUUAUGUUUUCAAGUAUAUAUCCAGAUACACGUUGAUAAGGAUAAAGUUGACUUCUUAGAAUAGUUUUCAACAUUCAUAGCAACUAUGUUGGGCGGUAAUUUCUUCAAAGCUUUUGACGAAGACCCAUUUUUUAGUGGUCACAGAGAGCAUAUGCAGCGGAUGAGUGAAAUGUUCAACCAACCAUUUGGUGGAAUUCCGGCUAUAUCACAACAAGGUAUUACAGAUGGCAGACAGAGGGCCCCUAGAGGAGAACAGAGGCAGUCUCGAAGUAUGGCAUUGUCUCCAUUUGGAAUGUUUGAUCAAAACCCAUUUAGUGGGUUUGGAGGAAUGUUUCAGAAUAUGCAAAAUAUGCAGUCAAUGAUGAUGGGAGGGAUGCAGGGAAGAAUGAUGGACUUACAGAAUGAUCCAAACUGCCACUCCUUCUCCUCUAGCAGUGUAAUGACAUAUUCCAACACAGGGAAUGGUCAGCCAGAGAUCUACCAAGCUUCCACAUCAAGAACUACAGCUCCUGGUGGCGUGCGAGAAGAGCGGAAAGCCGUUCGUGAUUCUCGGUCUGGUUUAGAGAGACAGUCAGUUGGACAUCAUAUCAGAGACAGAGGUCAUGUCAUUGAAAGGUCACGCAAUCACAACACUGGCGACCGGGAGGAAAAUCAUAACUAUGAAAAUCUUGAUGAAGAUGAGGCGGAAGGAUUCCACAGAGAAUUCAACACUCAUAUGAGCAGACAUCCAUACAAUAAUAGGAAAUGAUCGCAGGGUUCGGGAGAGAGAUCGUGAUCGUCAUCAUAGGAGUGAUCGAAGAAGAGCAAGGGAUGAUACUCAUUAAAUGAAACAACAAAUAAAACAUCUACACUCAUUCUUUACAGGUAACUGAUCUCUUUGUGUGAAGGACUAUGGUAUGAAAGGACACUGGACUAUAUCUACUCUAUGUUAAAUGUAAUUUUGGGUCUUUUCAAGUGUACGAUGAAUAUUUUCAUGAAGAUAUUGCAAAAGUUUGCGUCAUAUCACUAAAGAAAUGUACAUGAAGUGUAUUUGUAUUUAUUUAUCAAUGUGAUAAAAGUUGAAAAGACCCUUUUUGUACAUACAGUACUAUAUUCAGAAACAAAAAGAAAGAAUCUAAGCCAUAUUUGAUGUUUUUUUGUAAAUAAGGGAGAUAAUGCAGAUAUUUCAUUGAUCAUUGUUUGUAUUGUUAUCUUUAUUUUAAUUGACUUACUGUCACACGCAUCACAUUCUCUUAAUACCUCUAAUUAAAUGUAUGUUGUUUUGAUUCAGUUGUAAAUAAUGAUCUGCCAAAUGUUGAUACUUACUCAAAUGCAAUAACAAACGUUUGGCUUUAAAUUGACUUUCUAUACCCACACAUCACAUUCUCUUAUUAAAUAUACCUCUAAUAUACAUUCUAUUGAUAAAGUUGUAAAUAAAUUUCUGUCAAAUGUUAAUGUUUACUUGAAAUGCACCCACAAGCGUUUGUUUGUGCACCAUGUGUAUGGAAAAUGCAUACACUUACUCCAAUGGAGAUUUGGAUAUGGCAAUAUUGUACUUGUACAUAGCAUGGCGUAAACCCACCAGCAUUAUAUUUUCCAAUUUUUCAAGAUAGACAGGAUACCAUUUCUG
Molecule: messenger RNA, 1653 nt
Organism: Owenia fusiformis
Lineage: Eukaryota; Metazoa; Annelida; Polychaeta; Sabellida; Oweniidae
Source: the annotation of a GenBank genome assembly